AUGCUACCCGAAAUAAAGGUUCAUGAUUGGGUGACAAAAUUUGGACAAUAUCCGAUGCCAUCUGAAACCGAAAACUGUCAUUUGGUGACUGUAACUGAAGAGGAGAUUGAGAAUUGCGUUCAAGUGGUGCCACGUCUCGACACGCUGAUUCUUGUGAAGGCGAUGGGGCAUCGUAAGCGAUUCGGAAAUCCAUUUCGGACAAAAAAUAAGGAUGUGCGGAUGCGAAAAGCCGUAUCAGUGAGGGAGAAGAGUUAUGCGCCAAGCAUGGAUCGACAUGACGAUAGCGAUGAAAACAUUAAAGACGCGACAAAGAGGUAUGAACCAUCACAGGAUAAUUCCGUAGAGCAGAUCGAAUCCGGUGUUGAAGCGCUCUCGCUUUGUGCACGUGUUUAUGAAGAAUCCUCGCGAGCCACAUCACGAAGUAUCAGUCAAGCGGCAACUGCAAGGCAAUGA
Messenger RNA from Anisakis simplex (herring worm), 453 nucleotides. The record is from the annotation of a GenBank genome assembly. Lineage: Eukaryota; Metazoa; Nematoda; Chromadorea; Rhabditida; Anisakidae.